CUAAAAAUGGAGCAAAGCGUGGGCAAACCCUCCCGGGUAAUCCAUAUCAGAAACAUUCCGACCGACGUUUCGGAAGCGGAAAUCAUCCACCUCGGUUUGCCUUUCGGCAGAGUGACGAACGUCUUGGUGUUGAAAGGAAAAAAUCAAGCCUUCCUCGAAAUGGGCGACGAACAAUCUGCCACCACGAUGGUCAACUAUUUUUCCACAUGCAUAGCCCAAUUGAGAGGACGGGCAGUGUACGUUCAAUAUUCGAAUCACAAAGAACUCAAAACGGACCAGACGCAUUCGAAUGCGAAUGCGUCUGCACAGGCGGCCUUGCAAGCAGCACAGGCGAUCACAAACAAUUCCGGUACACCAGCGGUCAAUUCAGUAACUCCAGUCACUAACGGGCAGGACAUACAAGGUGGACCCAACACAGUUCUCAGAGUAAUCAUCGAACAUAUGAUAUACCCCAUCAGUUUAGAUAUUUUACAUUUGAUAUUCCAGCGUUUUGGAAAAGUACUGAAGAUUGUUACUUUCACAAAAAAUAGUUCAUUCCAAGCUUUGGUGCAGUACCCUGACAACCAAUCAGCACAGGCAGCUAAACAGGCCCUAGAUGGCCAAAAUAUUUACAACAGUUGUUGCACUCUUCGCAUCGACUACUCCAAGAUGACGUCUCUAAACGUCAAAUACAACAACGACAAGUCAAGAGACUACACGAAUCCCAACUUACCAACAGGAGAUGGCAAUGAACAACUGGCGCUAACUGGCGGUCUUGCUGGUGGUUUGGGGGCCGAUAUUUUGUUGUUGGCCACUCAGCCAAGGCUUGCAAGGGAAAGAUUGGCAGAUUCAAUUCUCUCAGGUACUCCAGGUGUCCUCAGCAAUCCAUUUAUGCACGGUCUUGCGUCACCACUCGCAGCCCCAUAUGGAGGUGGGGUAGCCGGUGGCAUACCCGGUUUGGCGAACUUUGCUCUCGGCCAGACCGCUCCUGGAUUACGAGGAUUGGCGACUCCUGGACUUGCAAUGGCAACCGUCCUGCUUGUGAGCAAUCUCAAUGAAGAGAUGGUUACGCCUGACGCUCUCUUUACACUAUUCGGAGUCUAUGGCGACGUGCAACGUGUGAAAAUUCUCUACAACAAAAAGGAUUCUGCUCUAGUUCAACUUGCUGAGCCUCAUCAAGCACAUCUAGCCAUUACCCAUAUGGACAAAUUGAAAGUUUUUGGAAAAAACAUUCGGGUAAUGUUGAGCAAGCACCAGUCUGUACAAAUGCCCAAAGAGGGGCAACCCGAUGCCGGGCUUACCAAAGAUUAUAGCCAGAGUCCUUUGCAUAGGUUCAAGAAACCAGGAUCCAAGAAUUACCAAAACAUCUACCCACCAUCUUCUACGCUACAUUUGAGCAACAUUCCAGCCACGGUUAACGAAGAGGAUAUCAAAGAAGCUUUCACCAAAAAUGGUUUCACAGUGAAAGCGUUCAAAUUCUUUCCAAAAGACAAGAAAAUGGCCCUAAUCCAGCUGCCUAGUAUGGACGAAGCAGUAGUAGCACUAAUAAAGAUGCACAACUACCAGUUAUCAGAGUCAAACCAUCUGAGAGUCUCCUUUUCGAAGUCUAAUAUAUAAUGAGUCGAAUAAAUCGAAAACAAAAGAACAGUAUUCAUUCCAUU
Molecule: messenger RNA, 1640 nt
Organism: Leptinotarsa decemlineata (Colorado potato beetle)
Lineage: Eukaryota; Metazoa; Arthropoda; Insecta; Coleoptera; Chrysomelidae
Gene: heph
Product: polypyrimidine tract-binding protein 1 heph
Biological process (GO): mRNA processing
Cellular component (GO): nucleus
Molecular function (GO): RNA binding
Source: RefSeq, a predicted model, not a curated record